Microplitis mediator is the source of this 2792-nucleotide messenger RNA. RefSeq lists its product as uncharacterized. Gene Ontology annotation, biological process: protein modification process. The transcript is spliced from 4 exons. Gene Ontology annotation, cellular component: cytoplasm. Gene Ontology annotation, molecular function: protein-L-isoaspartate (D-aspartate) O-methyltransferase activity. The coding region runs from base 700 to 2778 and encodes 692 amino acids. NCBI's taxonomy places the organism in Eukaryota, Metazoa, Arthropoda, Insecta, Hymenoptera, Braconidae. The record is from RefSeq and is a predicted model, not a curated record.
GAGUGUGUUAAAAAAAAAAAACUAAGAAGUUUUAUUAUUAUUAUAAUUAUUAUCUCUUGUUUACGUGAGUUAACAACACAAUUAUAAAGAAUGAAUUGAUGGUUGUUUUUAAAUAUAAUCAGCUGUCUUUAUCGUGCGGACAAUGUGUGAGUGAGUGAGUGCUAAUAGACUGCUAUCAAUACUCUAUAUAUGUAUAUGUAGCUUGUCAUUUUUUUGUGGCACUUUAUUUGGCGCUAUUCUAUAAAUUCUAUGCAGAAAUAUCUGAAAUGUCAUGAAUAAAUAAAUAGCAAUUGACAUUAAAUAAAAUAAUUUUUAAAUAGUUUUCUGUUAAUUUUUACUUGUUUAAUUAUUUAUUUAGUUAACGUCGAUUAAAAAUAGAGAUGUCAUUUAUUACAUCGUAUUUAAGUUUGUUUAUGUCGAUAUCUGUUGUGCGCAGUAAGAUCAAGUGAACAUAUACCAUAUAUACGACACAUAAAAUAAAUAUAGCAAACGUUUGUGUAUUACUGGUUUUACAUAAAAAGUCGUUUACUCACGUCAUACUAAAUAUAUAUAUCUUCCCUUUAAUAAUUAAUAAUAUUAUCAUUAAUAUUGUUAUUAUUACAUGUGAUAAUACUAUUAGAGACGCAGUUUUUUGUUGUUGUUAUUCUUUGAUUUAAACAGUGUGUGGUUGUACAUGAAAAUAUAAAUAUAUUUUAAAAAAUGGGAAAUGUGACAAGUGGUGAAAAUAAUGAUGAUUUAGUGGAUAUUCUAAAAAUUUUAGGAUAUAUAAAAACUAAAAAUGUUGAGCAAAUUUUUCGAGCUGUUGAUAGGGGUGAUUACGUUCUACCGAGCCACAGAAGUGAAGCUUAUAAAGAUUUAUCAUGGAAGAUCGGAAAUAUUCAUCUGUCAGCACCCUGUAUAUACAGUAAAGUUAUGGAAGGAUUGUCCCUGGAGCCUGGAUUAAGUUUCCUCAACAUUGGCUCAGGAACUGGAUAUUUGAGUACCAUGGCAGGAUUAAUUCUAAAACAUCAUGGAACAAAUCAUGGUAUUGAAUUGAAUAAAGAUUGCAUGGAGUAUGCAUACGAAAAAUUAGAGGAAUUUAAACAAAAGUCUUUAGCCAUUGAUGAGUUUGAUUUUUGCGAGCCAGUAUUUAUCCACGGGAACUGUUUGAAAGUAGAAUGUACUAGAAAAUACGACAGAGUAUACUGUGGUGCUGCUUGCCCAGAAUCUCAUGAAGCAUUUAUAAAACAAUUUGUCAAAGUUGGAGGGAUAUUAGUUAUGCCUUAUAAAGAUCAUCUGCUCCGUAUUGAAAGAGUUGAUAAAGACAGUUGGAAACAUAAAGUUAUGUUACCAGUUAUAUUUGCUUCACUAGUUUUACCUACAGAUACUAAUAAUAGUAGUAGUAGUAAUAAUAAUAAUAACAAUAAUAAUAAUAAUCAUAACAAUAAUAAUAACCGUGAUCAUCACAAUAACAACAAUAGUGAUAAAGUUGAAGAUGAUAGUCUUUGCCACAAUACUUCACUUAUAUUACCGUUUUCGGAGCCUUUGUCACUGCAAGAAUUAUGCCGAUAUAAAAUUCGGUGUCAGUUACGUGAAAAUAUUUGGGCUGAACAUCCAGAGCUAGAAAAAAAACAUCCAAUCACAGCAGGAGCUCAUAAAGCUGCAACCAAUUCAUUUUCUUCAGCAACUCAAUCUUCACUACAAAGAUGUAUUGUGCCGUUAUUUGAGGAAUCAAACGAUAAUUCAUACUACAGUACUCUAAAUGAUGAUGAUGAUGAUGAUGAUGAUGAAAAUGAUGAUAAUAAUGAUGAUGAUAAUGAGGACGAUGAUGAUGAUGAUGAUGGUAAUAAUGAUUAUGAUACUAACGGUGUAAAUAAUAAAGAUAGAAGCUUGAGAAUUCGUCGGCGUCAAAAUCGUAAAACAAGAUUAUUUUUUUGUCUUGAACAUCACCCUUUAGAUGAACCAAACGAACAAGAGGAACACGAUGAAGAUGAACAUGAUGAUGGAAUAGAACAAGUUACCUCAUUUCGGGUUGUAAAAAAAAUAUCUCCAGCUAAAAAUAAGUUGAAUUUAUUUAAAUUAGAUAGUAAGAGUAUUGACGAUAAAGACGAUAAUAAUAAAUCCAAAGAACAAGAAUUGUCGGGAAAUGCUUUCCAACCGUCAACUAGUCAGUAUUUAUCGCAGGGAUGCUCAAAUAAUGACAACAGUCAACAAGAACAAGACUCGAAAAUAAAUUCUAAUGACAUAGUUUUCACCUCUGCAAAAGAAUCAUUAGAUUCGUUAACAUGUGAUUCAAAUUAUAAAAUCAAUAGUAAUAAUCAUCUUGAUGAAGAAAUAAUGCAAGUUGACAAAGAACAUGAACAAUUAUCUGAGGAAAAUUCACCCGUUGUAGAUGACAGUCAGUCCGUUGAGCAAAAAGCCUCGAUAUUAACUAAUAUAAAAUUAUUAGAACAUAGCAGCGAUGUUGACGAUGAUGAUGAUGAUGAUUCUUCAAUGGAAUGGUUGAAUUCAAUAAAACCCCGACAUCAGCAGCAAACUAAUAAAUCGGGGAUACCCGAUUAUUUAAAUAACACUGAGAGUCAUCCAUCGUUAUCGAAGCGGUCAAAGGUUAAUAACAUUGAUAACAACGAUAACAAUUAUGGCAAUUCACAGCAGAACUGCAACCAUCAUAAUCAACCACGAGUUUGUGCUUAUAUUGUCGAUAUAAAAUCAUUAUCUUCUCACAUGAAAACAAAAAUAUCGCAAUUACCUUUGCCGAUAUCAUUACGAUUAUUCAUUAAUUAUAACCGUUCCUUGUAAAAAUAUACUUGUAC